AUGGAUCGAGAGAACACACCACAGAAGCAGCGGCAAAAGCGCAGUAGCAGUAAUCGCCGCGUCAACACCGGCUUCACAGCUCAUGAUGCUCUAUCUCGAGCCGGUACGAACUCAGCUUCGGGUCCCAAUCGAGCGUUUCGGACCCGCAAUCGCACGGCAGCUCCUACUGGCCCUGCAGCUGCUUCUGGACAACCAAGAACGCCCUCUAUGUUACUUCGACCCAACUCAAAUGGUGCUUCAGGGCUCACUGGGGUACUCUACGAACCAGAUGCUUCUCGACGCAGCCGCAGCGUCGUAGAUCGAGAUAUCCACUUGCAAACCAACACUCGAUCGAACACUAUAGACCGACACGGCUCGAAAGCAAGCUUAAAUGGGAUUACACGUCCAUCAACUCCCUCCAGGAUCGUUCCACCAUAUUCGAUUGUGAAACUUAUUACCCCUCAAAUGCAAUUUUCAACAGAUUUAUCGGUUAAGUUGGGAAAUUGUUUGGAACUCGAGAAUUUUAAAGUAAUUGGAGUUUUCGGAUUGGAAGGUGUCGGCAAAUCCACCAUCUUAUCGCUGUUGUUGCCAGAAAAGAUGAAAGAAAUGAAUUUGUUUCCCAUUCGAAGUUUCGAGGCUGCGGUGAUGGAUCGACAUGAGACGACAGGAGUGGAUUUAGCCAUAUCAAUGAUAGGCGGAAAAGGCCACUCAUUGAUAUUGCUAGAUUCCCAACCAUUGCUGAGCAGCUCAAUGUUAGUAGAUCUUUUGGAACGAAACGAAUCUCAAAAGUUUGGUGCUCUCAAUCCCGAACAACAGGUGGAGGUAGCAUCAUACCAACUCGCGGUGUUUUUGAGCGCAAUUUGCCAUUACGUGGUGUUUGUUCAUGAUGAUUUGGCGUACCAAGUUUCGGCUCGUGACCUUUUACGGAACAUCGAACGCAAGUUAAUGCAAUGCCGACUACCAAGUGUAUCGGGCAACAAUCACAGACAUGCAGCACAGCUACUCUAUAUAGCCAAUAACAUGACAGAGUCCGACUUAUUGUACCGCGAAAACGAGCUGUUUUCAGCUCACGAGCGUGCACUUGAGUCUGUGUGGUCCCAUGCACUGGUCCGCGUGCCAUAUAAGCUGUCGACUUACAGUGAUGUUGUCGAUGACGAUAAAAAUGCCCUUCAUGUGGCGUCUUUUGUAUUUCCACACCAGACUAACGCUCGAGCAGCGUCAGCAGUGCUAACGACUGAACAGAAAACGAAAAAUGAUCACGAGACGACAAAUUUGUCUUUCGACACGAAUAAGUACUCGAACUUUGAUGAAAUUGCUGAAGACUUUCAACGUUUUGUUCUGGGUCUCCCGAGCUCUCCAGCAUUUACGUCGCAAUCAGCUAUAAGUCCCGAGUCGAAGGCACAACCACGACACGCACUUUCUUUGCGUGAAUGGCUUAGCAAUGCUUCUCGAGUUUUCGAGGCUUUGCGCAAGGCAAGUUGCUUCACGGCUGAGUUCACCUCGUCGAGGGACUACAUUUAA
Plasmopara halstedii is the source of this 1500-nucleotide messenger RNA. RefSeq lists its product as uncharacterized. The record is from RefSeq and is a predicted model, not a curated record. The coding region runs from base 1 to 1500 and encodes 499 amino acids. NCBI's taxonomy places the organism in Eukaryota, Oomycota, Peronosporomycetes, Peronosporales, Peronosporaceae. Gene Ontology annotation, biological process: nuclear-transcribed mRNA catabolic process, nonsense-mediated decay. The transcript is spliced from 2 exons.